This is a messenger RNA of Rubroshorea leprosula, 2213 nucleotides long. Lineage: Eukaryota; Viridiplantae; Streptophyta; Magnoliopsida; Malvales; Dipterocarpaceae. The record is from the annotation of a GenBank genome assembly.
AAAACAAAGAGAAAACAGUAGAAAAAGAGUCCAAAAAGAGAGAAAAGAUUGAGAGUGUUGAAAACAAAGAGAGAAAAUCAAUGAGUGUUUAUGCAAAAGAAAGUGAUGUCAAGGCUGCGUUCUUUGCAAAGCAGCCUAUGUUUGUGCUUCUAUAUAAAGAUGCUUAUUUCAACACUAACGAACUUAAUGAUUCUUUGCCUAGUGUUGUUAAAUCUCUUUUGCAGGACUUCAAGGAUGUAUUUCCAGAUGACGUUCCUAAUGGUUUACCACCAAUAAGAGGAAUCGAGCAUCAAAUUGACUUCAUUCCUGGUGCAACAAUUCCAAACCGACCAGCAUAUCGAAGCAAUCCCAAUGAGACGAAAGAACUUCAAAGGCAGGUCGAAGAACUCAUGAAAAAGGGAAAUGUGAGAGAAAGCAUGAGUCCAUGUGUAGUUCCAGUGCUACUUGUGCCUAAGAAUGAUGGGAAUUGUCGUGCGGUCAACAAAAUCACUGUAAAGUAUCGUCAUCCUAUUCCUAGAUUAGAUGACAUGUUAGAUGAGUUGCAUGGUUCUUGUAUAUUCUCUAAAAUUGAUUUAAAGAGCGGAUAUUAUCAGAUUAGGAUGAAGGAAGGAGAUGAAUGGAAAACAGCCUUUAAAACGAAACAUGGUCUAUAUGAAUGGUGUGUUGUUUCAGCUGAUGGAAUCGCAGCAGAUGAAGAAAAGGUUAAGGCAAUUAAAGAAUGGCCAACACUUAAAAAUAUUUCUGAGUGGGAAAGUGAACAGGAGAAUGCUUUCAAUUUAAUUAAGGAAAAUUUAAUUUCUGCACCAUUACUUGCUUUACCUGAUUUUACUAAAACUUUUGAAAUCGAAUGUGAUGCAUCAGGUAUUGGCAUUGGUGCUGUUUUGACGCAAGAACGGCGACCUAUUGCAUUUUUCAGUGAAAAAUUGACUGGUAUAGCACUUAACUAUCCUACUUAUGACAAGGAGAUGUAUGCAUUGGGGCGACAAAGCAUAGAGCAACGAACUGAGCAAUAUGCAAAACAAGCCAACAAAGGACGCAAGAAAGUUGUAUUUGAACCUGGAGAUUGGGUUUGGGUGCAUAUGCGCAAGGAGCGAUUCCAUGCACAAAGGCGUUCUAAGCUACAACCAAGAGGCGAUGGACCAUUUCAAGUGAUUGUGAGGAUUAAUGACAACGCAUACAAGUUGGAGCUUCCUGGUGACGAUUUGAGGACAAAUCCUUUUGAGGAGAGAGGGAAUGAUGGGAAUCAAGACGACAGCAUAUCUACUACGUCAUGUGAUCCAUUACACACCCAAGGAGGUCCAGUCACGUGAGCUAGAGCUAAGAAGAUGUGUGAAGCUUUAAAUGGCCUUAUUGAGCAGAUCUGGGUUGAAAACAACAUACAACAAGCAAAUCGAAGCUUGGAUGAUUAUCAAGGCAUGGUAAAUAUCAUUCAGGUUCAAGAGAAGCUUAGUUAAGGUUAUUUGCAUGGAAUUACACAGUUUGCGUCAAAAUCGCACAAUUCUGUCGCAAUUUGUAGCAAACUGAUAUUUCGUGUUAUUUUAGGUUAUUUUUAGUGAUUUUCGUAUUUUUUGUAUUAUUUUUGGGCUGAACAUUCGCUUAUUUGAAGCCCAAUUCGUGGUUAUUAGGUUUAGGACUUAGGGUGUUAAUUUCAUAUUCUGAUUAGGAUUUGUUUUCUCUAUUUAAAAGGCUUGUAACCCUAAUGAGGAGGAGGCUAUUGAAUCUGAGAUUUUGAGAGACUUUUCUCUUUGGUUUGUUUCAGAACUUUACAGAACUUAUCAAGAUUAUUCUUGUAGCGUUCUAACCUGACUUAUCAUUCUCGUUCUUAAUCGUUCGAGGGUGCGGCAUCAACCAACUUUAUACCUCUGGUUCUUGUUACGUCAUAGACAACGGGUCAACGUUUUUUUAUCUUUGGUUCUUGUUGCGACAUAAACAACGGGUCAAGGUCCUAUUAUAAACUUGAUUUAACUUUCCUGGAGUUUAUAAAUCCCUUGGCGUGUUGUGGGUCUCAUUAUUCUCUUUGGGGUUCUCAUCAUAGUGCUACUUGAUGUUACAAUAAGGGGAAAAAAAAGGUUUACUGUUCAUGUAUUUCACCUAAGCAGUCAACAUUUGUGGCCUACUUUGAGUAGAUUUCUGCAGCACAAGAAAUUGAGGGGUUUACUUAAUAAUAAUAAUAAUAAUAAUAAUAAUAAUAAUAAUAAAGAUUUCAUUUUAAU